GUGUCCCUAUAGCAAAUCAGAGCUGCUCCUUCAUCCUGCUUGGCGUCUCUGUCUGCUCUUCGCGCGCUUGUUGACUCUCUUAAACAUCAUAUGAGGAAGUUGCUUCGUUCUUACAAAAGAAGACUGGAUUCAUCCUGUGCUGCUUUUCAAAGAUUGGCCUCGCCAUUUGACCAGUCUGAUCAUGGAUCAAGAGUGGACACCUUUGGAUUGUCUGCUGCCUUCAGGCAAACAGAAGAUUUGUCUCAUCAUUCUGAACCAGCCCAUUGAUAAGAACCACCUGCACACCCUCUGGGGUAAAGCUCUCUUGAGGGCAUGUGCUGACGGAGGUGCCAAUCAACUUUAUAACAUCACCGCUGGAGAUCGUGACAACUUUCUCCCUGACUACAUCAGUGGGGAUUUUGAUUCCAUUACACCAGAGGUUAAAGCUUUCUAUGCAGACAAGGGGUGCAAGCUCAUAGAAACAGCUGACCAGGAUCUAACUGACUACACCAAAUGUAUUGUAAAAAUGCUGGAAGAGAUAGAGACACGAAAGCUGCAGGUGGACACCAUAGUGACGCUGGGUGGGCUAGCAGGGAGAUUUGACCAAACCAUGGCAUCGGUUGAGACGCUCUUUCAUGCUCAGUCCAUGACACAGCUGCCUGUUUUGAUCAUACAGGAAACAAGCUUGGCAUACUUACUCAGACCUGGCAACCACAAACUCGGGGUAAACACCAGCCUGGAGGGAGAGUGGUGCAGCCUCAUUCCUGUAGGUGGACCCUGCCAAACAGUCACCACAGGACUCAAAUGGAACCUGGAUAAACAGGUCCUGGAGUUUGGGAAGCUUGUGAGCACCUCCAACACCUAUGAACCCACAGCACCGGGGAGCCCCAGGAAGCCUGUGACUGUGACCACAGACCAGCCUCUGCUUUGGAGCAUGGGCAUCCACAUUAAUGCGAAAUAACAGACUGUUCCGUCAGAAGUAACUACCUUUUGUUUUGUUUUUAAAACAAGAUAGAACAAAAACCAGUCAGUAUUUGGGUAAAAAAAAAACAACAAAAAAAAACACUUGUUUAAGAAAUAGGUUGUUAUGGAGUGGAUUUAAUCACACUGAAAGAUCAGAAAUGAUUUAAAGCCAUUUGCCAACUGUAAAUCAUGUCCGGAACAUCACAUUGAACUGUAUCCCACACCAUGUGCUUUCAACUUCUCCAUUUCUUCCCCCACCCCAAAAAAAGUGAAUAGUGCCUUAUGUCAUCUUUUAUAUUUGGGCCUGUCGUAACUGUAUUAUUGCACUCAAUUCCAAAAUUAAAAACAGUUUUCACAACAAA
Gambusia affinis (western mosquitofish) is the source of this 1304-nucleotide messenger RNA. RefSeq names its product thiamin pyrophosphokinase 1 (gene tpk1). NCBI's taxonomy places the organism in Eukaryota, Metazoa, Chordata, Actinopteri, Cyprinodontiformes, Poeciliidae. Gene Ontology annotation, molecular function: thiamine diphosphokinase activity; ATP binding; thiamine binding. The transcript is spliced from 10 exons. Bases 182 to 940 code for a protein of 252 amino acids. The record is from RefSeq and is a predicted model, not a curated record. Gene Ontology annotation, biological process: thiamine metabolic process; thiamine diphosphate biosynthetic process.